UUUAGUUGGGUGCUGGAUAGAGAGGAAUUUGUUCUCAUUAAAGCCUUAUGUUACACUUGGAGGCUUGGUGAUAAACCUUGUGGGAAACUGGGCUUGUGUUUUGCCGCCGAGAUGAUGUUGAAGACGCUUCUGAUCACCAGUCUUCUUAGCUGGGUGAAUUGUUUGGAGAAUCAGAGCAUGACACCAGAAGAGAAGACCAACAUCAGAAACCAAAUUCUUGAAAUGUUUGACCAUGCCUAUGGGAGUUACAUGAAAUAUGCCUAUCCAGCAGACGAGCUGAUGCCUCUAAGCUGCAAAGGGAGAGUGCGUGGAGAAGAACCUAACAGAGGGGACAUUGACGACUCCUUGGGGAAGUUUUCUCUCACUCUGAUCGACACCCUUGAUACAUUAGUGGUGUUGAACAAGCUGGACGAGUUUGAGGAUGCAGUGAGGAAGGCUGUGAGGGACGUGCGCUUGGACAACGAUGUGGUGGUGUCUGUGUUUGAGACCAACAUCAGGGUUUUAGGUGGUCUUUUGGGGGGGCAUGUGAUGGCUGACCUGCUCAGGCAGCGUGGCGAGAGGAUGCAGUGGUAUCGUGAUGAGCUCCUUCACAUGGCCGUAGAGCUAGGCCAUCGACUACUUCCUGCCUUCAACACCAGUAGUGGCCUUCCCUACCCUAAGGUGAAUCUGCGGUAUGGCAUCUUGAGCCCACUUUCACGCACUGGCACUGAAUCUGACACGUGUACGGCAUGCGCAGGGACGAUGAUCCUAGAGUUUGCUGCUCUCAGCAGACUGUCAGGAGAAUCUGUGUUUGAGGAACAUGCUAGGAAGGCCCUGGAUGUCCUCUGGGAGAGGAGACAAAGAGGAAGUGACUUAGUGGGAACUGUGAUCAAUAUCCAUAAUGGAGAAUGGGUCAGGAAAGAUAGUGGAGUUGGCGCAGGAAUCGACUCAUACUAUGAAUAUCUGAUGAAGGCCUACAUUCUUUUAGGAGACAAUACAUUCCUACAGAGGUUCAACAUUCACUACAGUGCUAUUAUGAAGUUCAUCAGCCAGCCUCCUCUUCUGCUCAACGUACACAUGCACAAUCCCACUGUGAGCGUUCGCAGCUGGAUGGAUUCUCUGCUCGCUUUCUUCCCCGGAUUACAGGUUUUAACUGGAGAUCUGAAACCAGCCAUAGAAACUCAUGAGAUGCUAUACCAAGUCACAAAGCAGCACAAGUUCCUUCCAGAGGCUUUUACCACAGAGUUCAGAGUUCACUGGGGCCAACACCUUCUGAGACCAGAGUUUGCAGAAAGCACUUAUUACCUCUACAAGGCCACUGGUGAUCCUUACUACCUCAGAGUGGGACAAUCCAUAGUGGAAAAGCUCAACGCCUUUGCCAGGGUGCCUUGUGGUUUUGCCGCCGUGCAGGACGUCCGUACUGGGACGCAUGAAGACAGGAUGGACUCGUUCUUUCUGGCAGAGAUGUUCAAAUACCUCUACCUGCUGUUUUCGGAGAAGAGCCAGCUGCCGAUUAAUAUAGACGACUACAUCUUCACCACAGAGGCUCACUUACUGCCCGUCUCUCUCUCCACGACUCAAGCAUCCGUUCAGACCAAUGUUACGGAGGAUGCUGCUGUUGCUCAUCAUGAGGAUCUGUUUACACACUCCUGUCCCAGCACAGAGACAUUGUUCCCCAACAACCCCUCGUUUGCCAAAACCAUAAGGGACGGCUACAAGUACCUGACCGGGGUGGGACGAGCCUUCACCCCUCUACCCGUCAGGGAAAUUGAACUACCGCUCCAUGAUAACGGCAUGGAACCAUGGAACCAGGAGUUCUUAAGGAGCAUGGGCAUCUCUCUCACCCCUCUGAAUGACAUUACCCUAGGAGAGCCUAGUGGUCCAAAGCAGCAUAAAGGAGUGUUCCGUGUAAAGCUUGUCGCUGAAGUGAGACAGAGUUCAGAGGAGGAGCUGGUGGUACCGCAUGUCGUCCAGCUAAUAUCCCCUCCGUUUCUGGGCCGGACAGUCCUCACCGCAGGACCGGCCAAGUUUGGGAUGGACCUCACCAAGCAGGAGCAUGGGGUGAAAGGAACCAUAGUGAAAGCUUCCCCCUACACUGCAUGUGGGCCAAUAGAAAAUGCAGCAAAGGUCAAAGGCCGUAUUGCUCUGGCAUUACGUGGAGACUGCAUGUUUGCAGCCAAGGCUCUCUGGCUGCAACAAGCAGGAGCAAGUGGAGUCAUCUUUAUAGAUCAUCACAAAGGGAGUAACAGCGAGGAGACUCCGCUCUUCCAGAUGGUCGGAGACGGUGACUCCACCGAAGACAUCAGCUUGCCUUUAGUGUUUCUGUUUAACCGUGAGGGUUCUGUACUCACAGCCGCCCUGGAGGAACAUCACAACGUGGAGGUGCUGCUGCUGCCAAAGGAGAGGCAGCUGGGAAAGGAUAAAUCAGAAAAACUUGUCAGCAUGAACAUAAAACUCCGUCUGAGAGAAGAGGGGAAACCGGAGGAAAGAGCAGCUCGAGGACCCACCCUGGAGUUGGUUUUGGAAAACAAAGAGGUCCUUCUUAAUGAGGAGGGUGAAGAAGAGCUCAGUGGAAAACAGGAGUCACGUCAGCAACAGGUCUGCACUCAAGGCAGGACUGAACCCUGUUCUACAGACUCACUGCAGUCCAUGAACUCCAAAACCGGACCAGUCACAAACCCUUGACCACUGUGGUUCUCUAAUGCCGGUUCCUAGAUGGUUUCUGAGCAGCGUGUGGCCCCUGUCUCUGCUCUGCAGCACAGCCUGCAUGUUUACAAUUAACAAGAGGGGAAAUCGAAAGUCAACUCCAUAUAUGGAUUCUGCUCUGGACUGAAACCUGACCUGGUGUCCUGCCGUUGUAGCUACAACAGCUUACGGUUAUAAUGAAGUGUCCAAUAGACCAGGAUUUAAAGUCGUCCUAUCCUAGGGGGGAGCUUAGACGAGGUAACAAAAUGGAUGUAAUUUGCUUUUAAUCUAGAUUGCACAUUUUAACUUGAUCAAAUACUGUCAAAACAGCCUGUAGCCAUCGGUGGAGGAUUAUCUGGCCAGUAGGUGGCGUUAGCUUCCAUAACCUCUCAGUUGCACCAUGAGUAAGGUGGAUCAAGGAGACAAACUUGGGCUCAUUUGGAGAGUACAUUUUGUACUAGCUAGGAACUUCAGGGACUUGAUGAGUGAAUGCAGUAUGCAAGAUUGACCAAUUUUUUAAAAAUGUGCACAUUUUAGGGAUUAUGUUUUGCACUCCUUUUCGCUAAUCAAAGCAUUAGACUGUGUGAGUGCAAAGUAUUUAUUAACUAGGCUAUAAUAUGUAAACAUGCAUCUCGGUUGAAACCUCAAAACAUAAUCAUGUAAAUAAUAAAUAAGCAGAGAAUUAAUUGUCAUUAAUAUCUGAGAUUCAGGUCAGAUUUUAUUUUUCACUGUAGACUUUUUGUCUUAACAUUGCUGUAUUUGUAGAGUCCAGCUAAUUUCUAAUUACCUUGUUUAAAAAGUGAAAAAAAUAUUCAAUUAUAUCAGUCUGAUAUGAUCAUAUAUGACUCUGGAUUUUUUAUUAAUUGUAUGUUCCAAUCAGGUUUAAAUUCCAUUUACUUUGUGGUGAUAUCUCAUAUAAAAUGAAAGCUACACACAGAGACGUCUCCAAACAGAAACAUAUUAUUAACACGUUUACUAAUUUAGUUGUGAUUAAAUUUUUUCUGGAGUGCAGCCAGAUUUGACCCCAGUUUUAACACCAUUUCAUAAGAACUAGAAAAGCCUUGACCCCCGAGCUGUUUAAAACGCUAUCCUAGAUCAGUUUUGGAUUUAUUUGCACCGGUUAAUAGUCCAGUUCUCGCACACUCGAGAACGGGCAUUAAUAUGUGCAAUGACUUUAAUUGGCAGAUGUAAAAAAAAAAAAAAGGUCUCCUUUAGUCUCUUUGUAUUGCUUGUUUUUUUCUCACUACUCAUAAGUUGUAUGUUUCUUCCUGUUAUUUAUAUUAUGACUCAUGAAACCGGUCGUUGACCAGUGGACCAUUUUUCUCACUCUGCAGAGCUGAUUUUAGGUCUGACUUUUAUAAAUCUUAUUGCCAAGUUUUAUACCUCAGGGCGGUGCACAUUAUUUUCAUACUGAUUAAAAUGAUAACAGAGGGCAAACCGAGGACACUUUUUCUUGUUAUAUUUUAGUUUUUUAUGUUAUUUAUUAUUCUGUUCAGUCAUUUUCUCUCAGUGCUCUUGGUCAAUGGCUGCAGCCUAAAAUGUGCCAAAAUAAACAUUAUUUCUUUACGGUGCAAGAAGAGGGAGUCCUAUUAAAAGGUGUCACUCUUUUACUAAUAUUAUUUCUAUAACUGAGCCUUCGCCAUGGAUGUUCAGCACCAGUGAAAUAUUUUUGAAGCAUUUGAAUGUUUUGAACUUGCUUCUAAUUUUCUGUAUCCAUUCUUACUUUAGAGUAACAUUUUAACUUGUUUUGACCAAUCAAGAAAAUAUGAAACAUUAAUUUCAGUCAACUUGAGAAUAAAGAUGUUAGUAACUUCC
Molecule: messenger RNA, 4479 nt
Organism: Girardinichthys multiradiatus
Lineage: Eukaryota; Metazoa; Chordata; Actinopteri; Cyprinodontiformes; Goodeidae
Product: ER degradation-enhancing alpha-mannosidase-like protein 3
Exons: 20
Biological process (GO): carbohydrate metabolic process; mannose trimming involved in glycoprotein ERAD pathway; endoplasmic reticulum mannose trimming
Cellular component (GO): membrane; endoplasmic reticulum
Molecular function (GO): mannosyl-oligosaccharide 1,2-alpha-mannosidase activity; calcium ion binding
Source: RefSeq, a predicted model, not a curated record